GAGGAGAGGCGGGACUCUACAGCAGGGAAGGGCGUUCUUGCUGCGGUCAGACCCAGGCUCGUCACACAAGGGGUGGGUCAUCCGGCGCAAAGGAAAACCCACCUUUUCAUUGUUAGGGACAAGGUGGAAUGUGUUGGUUUGAUCUACAGCUCAGGCGGGGAAUAGAGGGAAGAAACAACGAACGCAGUUAAGUUGGAAAAAAAGCCUUCUCCCGCUGGUCUACCAGAAAUCUGUGAAAUAACUUGUGUCUUUGGUUCAAACCUAGUCAUCUAAUCGGCACUAACCGAAUGCAUUUGGGGACAAUCGCAGAUUCUCUCAUCGCAAGAUGAUCAACACCUAUGUUGACCAUCAGCCUGAGGGGAGUUGAAGGAAUAACACCCAACCAAAGGAAAAGGGAGAAGACAUUGUGGGGAAAGGAUAAAGGGACUGGACAACCCAACAUUACAAGCUUGUGACAUUUUUUAACCAGAGAAGGACUGCCAUACAAAUGUGGACCUCCCAAAAAGUGUUCAAAUAAUUUCCCCUUUGCAUCAAGAGGACAACAACAAUAAUCUCUGCGAUGUCUGAAAAUAAAGACAUAACGAGUCGCCACCUGCAGCACAAGCUGCAGAGCCUGGGGCGACGGCUGGAUGAGCUUGAGGAGGCCACCAACAAGCUCCAGAAGUCAGAAGAUGAGCUGCUCGAUCUGCAGGACAAGAUCAUCCAGGCAGAGGGCAGCAACUCCUCCAUGCUGGGCGAUGUUGAGGGACUGCGCAAGCGCCUGCUAAAGAUUGAAGGCAAAGACGAGGAAGUGUGCAAGGCAGAGGACCUCUGCCGUACGGUGCGAGAGAAACUGGAGGAGGAGGAGAGCUUGACCCAGGACCUCAAGUCUGAGAUUGAGUGCCUGCAGAGGAGAAUGGCUGAGCUGGAGAAGCUGGAAGAGGCCUUCAGCAAGAGCAAGUCGGACUGCAGCCAGCUGUGCCUCAGUCUCAACGAGGAGAAGAACCUGACCCGGAAGCUGUCCUCAGAGCUGGAGGCCCUCAAGGACCGUGUGAAGGAAGUAGACACGUCAGAGGUAAGGCUGGACCGGGCAGAGCUGUUCCUGGCAGGGGAGCUGGAGAAGCUCAAGGGCAUCACUCAGACUUUUUUGAGUGAGAGGAAGAAACUCCUGGAGAAGCAAAAGGAGGAUGAGAAGCUUAUACUAAAACUGACAGAAAAGCUGGAGCGUCAUAACAGGAUUGACCCGGUAGAUCCCAGACGCAUUGAAGACGACCUCUCAUCCGGCCUGACCGGCAAGCUGGGGCGCAAGAAGAGCCUCGACUACCUGAAACUGGGCGACGACUUUGGGCUAAGGAACAAGUCCGAGAAUGAGAAGAACAGACUUGAGGGCCAGGAAGACAACAAAGUCAAGGAACUCACCCAGGAAGUGGAGAGGCUGAAGAACCGUCUGAAGCAGCUGGAGCUGGUGGAAGAGGAUCUUAAGAACACAGAGUCCAAGAAUGGAGAGCUGCAGGAGAAGUUCCAACAGGAGAGAUCCCGUAGCCGAGCACUCAACGAUCAGGUGGAGCAGCUUAGAAUGGAGCUGUGUGGAGGCAGCAGUCAAGGCAAUGGAGGACCUAGCAGUCCAGCAAAGGUCCUUGAGAAUGGCAAGGCAGAGAAUGAGGAGAUCAAUGUCCGGGGUGGGUUCAGGCAGGUCAAGCCCAAGUACAGGCCUGCUGCAGAGCCAGCCACCCCCAAGUACAAGAGCAGAGAGCUGUCCCCGCAGCACAAGAUGGAGACCAAGCUGAGGAGCAAAGAACUGAGCAACUCUGAGGAAAGUUCUCCAAAGUCUGUCAGGAGGGCACUCAGUCCUGCACACAAGAGCAGGAGGACACCCAAGACUGGAACAUCAACUGCCUCUGACAAUGGAGUGAAAGAAAUAGGCAGAGGGGUAGAGGAGAAAACAACAAGAGGAGCAGCCCAUACUCCUGUCGGCACAUCUUUGAGUGACCGCAAGAAGCUCUCUGUUCUUAGUCGCUACCCUCCAGCAGCUAAUGACCGGAAGGUAUCUCAGAAACCAAGUGAGAGUGAAAGCAAAAAAAGCCAAGUUGAUACGUUUUCUAGAUUGUAUGUCGGUAGUGACAGUGAGUCGAACAAUUCUGAUGUGGUGCCUGAAAGCUCAAGCAAGAGCAACAGUGUCUCCCCACUUGAAAAGGAUGCGUUUGCGUCUGACCUGGAGUCUGUGGACCAGGUUUCAGAGGCUCUUCCAGUGUCAAACCUCUCCAAAGCCAAUGGCUCGUACAUUGCCUACAAGUCCCACGUGUCCCCAAUGGUCAGUGAUCAUGGCUCUGAGGGCCACUCCUCAGCCUCUGAGACUGAAUCACCUGGGUCCAGGCCCUCAGAACCAGAACCUGUGCCUGAGGUGAGAGCACUGAGUAGCAGAACCUCCACCACUCCCAAGUGCUCCAGAUACUCUCGCGUACAGGACUCUCAGUCAGAGGGCUCCUCCACUAGGAGCUCGAUUGACGAGGAGCAGCACAUGCUGUUGGUUGCAGAAGGAGAAUCCCUGGAGCCCACUCACACCCCGUCAGGUAUAGAGCUCCGCAGGGUCUGCAGCCCACGGGAAGCCCUGAGGUCAAAGGCAGUCAUCAAGCCAGCCAUCGUGGAAAUUGAUAGGAAGGAAGUCAUGAUAUCCGGAGGUGGGGCAGAGCCCUUGACCUCCUCCAAUGGCAAGCCCAAAAUCUCCACGAAACCAGUCCUGACCAGUAGCAUCACUAUCUACCCCAACGAUCCCAGCUCUUCCAGGACCAGCAGCCGCAGCAGCAGUGUAUCCAGCGAGCCACCAGUCAAGGAACGCCACACGUCCACCAGCAACAUCGUCAUCGGCCCCAGUGAGCACAGGGGGAGUAUCUCCAUCCCCUAUGAGAUCUCCAUCCCCAAGAGAGAGAUCACACCCUGGCCGUCCAUGGAUGGCCCUGACGAAUCAGGGGUGCUAGGGAUGGCCUGUGCAGAGACACACCUACUCCCCCGAAGCAACUUCAGCCUUCAGUCACCGGAGACCACCUCCGACUUCAACAACGACACAGAGUCGGGUUUCGAGAGCAGCAGUAGCAGCACUACCACCGUCACCAGCUGGAGGAGCCAACACCAUGGCCACCACACCUCCCAGGACGACAGCCUCCCAGAGAUGAGAAACGUGACGGUGCGAAGCACCUGGAAGAACAGGGGGGCGGCAUCCGUGGACGAGCCUGGCCGGGGGGCCAGGAUGUACGGGAUGGGCUCUGAGGACGAGACAGAGUCGGCCACCACAUGGAGGGCUUACCGCGCCACCACCAUUCUGGACACGGAGGAGACGGUAAACGCCACAAGGGCUGCUACAUCACGGACAGCCAAGCCUUCCCCAGCAGAGCUGUAUAUGCGCAGAAUCAACAACAGUGUGGUGACCACCAGGGACAUCGCAGAGCCAGUGUGCCGGAGAAAAAGCUCCCUGUCGCCCACUGAGGGAGGUCUGCGGAUGAGUAUCCCCCACGAGCCUGUCAGCGCUCAGAAGCUUGUUCCCUGGCGGACACAACCCAUGGCCGCUGACGACACGGACCUCAACCCUGGGUCGUGGAGGACGAGGCCGGCGCCCGGUGACUUAGAUCCCUAUGAGAGCGAGAGGAGCUCCACGACAGAUGUAGGGUCCAGCAGAGGGAUGAGGACCACAGCUUCCAGGCCAGCGCUCUUGUCCAAUAGGGGUCAUGCUGGCCGGGCGGAGGGAAGAACUGGGCGCGGCAAUCGACAGUGGAGCAAUCGUCAAACCGACGACUAAACCGGCCAACCGUCUUAGUCUCUCCGCUUCAUAAUAUCCAGAGCUCUCCAUCACCCCCAAACUGCACAACAAGGAGGAAUGUACUGCGUCCCACAUCUCUACUCCCCCCCCCCCCCCCCCAACAACAGCAGUGGCAGGCAAGUUCCUGCCAAGUCCCUGUCCAGCAACAACCCAUGCUUCUGAGUCUAAAAAGAAGAUGGCCACGUGUAAAACCUUCCACUACAACAUCCAUAUAUAAACCCUGGAUGACUGACUGGGUGCUGUAUUGAAGCCACCGUGCAGCCAUCUUGAUUUUGGAAGCUAUGGAAAUGCAUUUAUUAAUGUCUACAUACGUUUUUGACAUUCUAUUACAGACACCUUUGGCAAUACUUUUAAAAUAUAUUAUGUGAGCUAAACAUAAAAAUAAAAAAACUUGAUGAAAAAAUAUCCCUUUAAGUAUUUUUUUGUAGAGUACUAAUGUUUACUCUCCCCACUACAACAACAAAAUACUUAAAUACAUGUAAUUUUGACCUUAAAACAUUGAAUUGAAAUACUCUAGAAUACAUUCCUAUGGAGGACUGCUCAUUCUAGGGAGUGCCAAUAUGGCCGACCGGUGGUUUCAAAGCCUCCCAGUGGUCAUUACAGUGUCAGCAAUCCAGGGUUUAUAAACGUCACUGAUCUGCACAGACCACUUCAGUUUUAUUAUAAUAUUCCCAUAUACAGUGUCGCGAUGGAGUGGACCUCACCUCUUCGCUUCUUCUCCUACCUGAUGUAUUAUACUGUAUUGCUCCGACUUGACAAGGGAGAGACGCUCACUUGGGUGACUGGGUCUACAGAUGUGUGUGUGUGUGUGUGUGGGGGGGGGGGGGGCGAGAGAAGAGGGGAGUGACACAGGAAGGAAGGAUUUGUUGUCUUUCAGAAUGGACCGUUACAAGACCUCACUUUGAAACUUCCAAGCGGAGCUCCCCCGAGCUGCAUCAAGAUGUGACCAAAACAGGGAGCGAAUUACUUAGAUUUUUUAAAACGUCCUCUGAUCUCGGAAAUGUGUGUGUAUAUAUAUAUUUUUUGCUUAAUUUGGUGUGCUUUUGUUCAUGUGUUUGCUUCAUACUGACAACCAUAGCAGUUUUUGCAGGGUUUUAUUUUGCACAUCGUACACAUACACCUAUAUCUAUUUUUAACCUGUGGGCCUAAAAGAGGGUGGACUGUAUGGCUUUGAGGAAGUUUGCAUGUUUCAACAUAAUGUAUACGAGGAGCAUUUUGGAGUCAUGAUUCCCAGCAUGUUGUCUGCUUCAAGAACAACAAAGACAAGGGCCCUGUCAUAGACACGUUCUUAUUUUCUUAUAGGCUGCAAACUCAAUAUCCUCUUCAACAUCCGUCCCUAUGCAAUAAGGAAGAUAAUAGCCAAGUACUUUGAUCAACAACCUUCAAAUUGUGCUUCAUUUGGUUACUCAGUAAUUUGCUCCCUGUUGCUAGCCACCGUCUCUUCCCCCUGCUCACCUGGACUCUAGAAUUCGUCUAUUGGGACACAGCAGAAAGGAAGGUCCAUCCCCUUUUGUCUGCACUCAAUGAAUGAUGGAAUGCACUUAUUUAAGCUUGGGGGACAUGUAUUUGUCAUCUGGAACAGGACUACUAUUCCCAUGGUGCUCUGCUUCAGCGCACUUUCCUCCAACUGUAACUGAUGCCCUGGAUCUAGCAGUAAAAUGUGCUGCUGUGAACACCCAAUCAGACAUAGGAAUUCUCCAAUCACCACAAGGAACAAUCAGUCCAGAUACACGCAACUGUGUUUGCGGUGCGAUUCGUCUCAACUUCUCCCUGUUUCUAUAGAAGUGUAUUUUGUUGUAAUAUUUAAACUGAACUUUUCAUUGUUGGAUUAGGGAGGGUUCUAUGUCACUCUGGCCAGAAACAGAGAUCACUGGGUUGCCAUAGAAACACAACUAGUCUGGCAGGUGGUGAGGCCUGAUGUACUCAUACAUGCAAUACUCUGUAAACUCUGAACUACAAACUCUGGUAGGAAGUUUCCCCUUGAUACUGGUCAGUCAUUGUCAUUUAGCAUUGCCUGUGUAGUAGCAGCCGACCAGCCGUUUCACUGUUUAGCUUUCAUAUUUAUUUGUUAUUUACCACAAAAUGCAUAUACCUAUUUUUGUCAUUGUAAAUGUUGCAAUUUGGUGAUGGGGACCUACCAUUUACAGUCCUUUAGAUUUCAUAGUGUAUUGAUUAUGGGAAAUGGAAGAAGUCAUUACACACAAAGAAUACAAAUAUAAUCACUCCUAACCCCGAAAUCACCACGUUGUAUUCCUCUAACCUUGUGGAAAUGUGAGGUGCAAUUCCCCUCCUGCUGGCUACACAUUACUAAGCUGUUGAGCCUAGGCUGUGUGAAUUACUCCCUAGUUUUUCAGUCAAGGUUGGUCAAAAGAUUGUGUGGACAAGUAUAAUGAAUGCUGUCAUCACACAUUUGCAAAGAUUUUCACAUUUGUAGAGAAUAUUUUAUAGAAGACCAUUGUGGUUUCAAUUGAAGAAAAAUUUACGGACGAGUAAAAAGACCCCCAAUCUUUUGAAUUUAAUCGUUUUUUGUUUCCCCCAAAAAAAAUCUUCAAAGGACCCAUUUUAAAAUAAUGUUCGCUGCCCAAAAUGUUCUGACCUUUCUAUUUGCCGGUCAGAAGUGCUCCAGCUCGGCAUCAUAAAGCAUUACUGUCGCCAUGUGGCCCCUUACACGGCUACUGGCCCAUCCUGUGAACAUGUGUUCAGUGCAAACACACACACCGCUUGAUGUUGUUCAGAAGCCCGGCGCUGAUGUGCCAAGGGCUACGUGAUGACUUACCCACUUCAGAAGGCUUCUGUUGUUGACCAGUCCUCGGUUACCAGGAUGACAACCGCCAGAAGGCCACUCAUUCCAAAUCUGUAUUUCCGACCUCAUCACUUCUUUCCUGCACAGUGGUUCCAGUUUCCCCUCUUCCUCCUCCUUCCCCCUCCUCCCUCCCCUCCAAGAAUGCCUUGAUUCUUAACGACCGUGAUAAGUAUUGCUAGGUCUGAGAGCCGUUUUACAGUCUGCCAAAGUUUGCCGGCAGACACUGAUAUACAGCCCCCGGGUAGCCGAAAGGUCAAAGGUCAAGGCUGGAGCUAAUCGCGUCUUUCCCUUGGACUUUGGGGGUUAUAAAUACUGUGAGGAAAGCAAAACGAUUUGGCAGCGGCCAGCACUAACCCGAAAUGGAGGCAGUUGAUGAGUGCCAGUCAGAACUGGCUCGCUCCGAUGUGUAAACCAAAAUCCACGUGCUGAUUGUCCAUCAUAGCCAAAGGGUUUAUGUGUGAUGCUCAUAUAAAAGUGUCUGUGCAGACUCUUGUUGCGAGUCACUCACUGGGGUUUGAUAGUCUGCAGUUGGCUAGUGAACUCCAGCCCAUCUUAAUGAGAUCCUGAUUUCAGAGGUCCGUGUCAAAGUUGAGCCCAGGAACAUCACAGGCUGUCAUUCCCAUAGACCUACAUCACCAUGGGUCGGUUAUCAUAUUUCAUUGAUCCUAUGAUGCAAGGCCAGCACCCCUGUCUGCUCAGAUAAUCAAGAGUGAUCGCUGCUGUAGGGAGAUUGACCUUCUCCGAUCAUACCUAAUCUGACAGAGGGAGACUAGGUUUAGACAGGAAAAAACUAUUUUUGAGAUGAGAACUAAACUCUUAACAUUCCUCAUUAUGUAACUUCUGGUGUAUAAACAUCUGUUAUUUACGAACCAUUGUUUUUUUCCCUCUCUUACAAGGUAGCGUAGAAUGUAGUUAGUGGAGCGGGACCAGAGAGCAGAAAUGGCUCUUUGGAGUGACUUGCCAUUAGUCCUGUAAGGCCUCUUUUGUAAGGCGAGGGUUCAUGGUGUCUUUGGACAUCAGAAACGGUAAUCUGCACUUAACCAGCACUUAAAUUAAGACCCUACAUAAGUAAGCCCCCUUUUAGCCGCCCUUUUGUCAAAAGUUCCAUUUGCGUUUAUCCCCGAGAAAUGUAUUCCACUCUUUGUGAUUUAUUUUCUUCGCUGAAUGUAUGGUCAUCAAAGAUAUAUAUAUAUAUAUUAAAUGUGUGUUUUUGCACCGGCCAAAUUGAAAAAGUUGCUUGGAGCAAUUGCGAAACAACUCGUCUGAUAAUGUGAGGAGUUGUCGACGGUCACGUUUAUUGUACAGAUUAUUAUAAAGUCCUUUUUUCAAUUGAUUUCCUUAGUCAUGGCACUUAUGUGUGUCUCUGCCUUCUAAAAUUGUGCCAUAAUCAUUCCAUAGUAUUUCCAGUUUACAGUCUGAGACAGCGCCAGUGUUUUCCAAGAUGGAGACCCUGUCUCUUCAACUAUUUGUGCUGAAAUAAGGGGAAAUAUUCAAUUUGAUGGUUUCUUCUGUUUUCAACUCAUGUUUUUUUUGUUUCUGUUUUGUAAAACAAAAGAUGUUUUAUUUUGGAAGCUGCAUCGGAUAGAUUUUAUUUAAGAAAAUCUUGUAAUUUUGUAAAGUGGGCCUUAUUGAAAUAUAUGUAGGAUUUUGUUGUUGCUAGAUAUGCAUCUUUCUCAUUAAUGCACUCCUGGAGAGUACUUCCUGUUUUUGUUUUUUUAAUGUGAGAGAUGUCAUGAUCUCGAGCUAUAACAUGAGAUGGCAAGCCGACAGAGACUAUUGAAAGUAAUGUACGUUUUAUCAAGAGCGUGUCUGCUCCGUCCACGCAGGCUAAAGUCAUUCUCCAUGUGGCGUCCUGUUAUUAGCGGUUCAGGAAUCAGUCAUUCUAACAGGUUCUCUGUUUUCUCUCUCAUGCAUUCAGGGUUUAUUCAUCUUGUGUGCUGUAUGUAAGUCCUGCCAAAGAAAGAGAUGUUCAGGCCUCGAGACACACACACCUACACACUCCAACAUGAACAACUGGAUAUUCUCCACACACACCUACUCACACUCCCACAUAGACAUACAGAGGAAUUUCGUUCUGUACGAUCAAGUUGGAAAUCAUCUAUUUUAUAUUGCAGUGUGUUUAUAAAUGAAUAGAAAUGACUCUUAAAGCGGCUGGAGGGAACCAGAGAGAAACAUUUAUGAAAUCAGAUCAAAAGGGUUAUUGUGGAUGUCGCUGCUCUGAGCUUCUCUCUGUGUGUCAGUGAUACGCAGCAAACUGUGCAGGAUGCUUUUUCUGUCCAAGGGUAAUAUACGUUUGUGCAUGUUUAACCUUACCGCGUUCUGCAUGUAGGGCUCUCGAAGCUGACAACUGUACAGUGGAUUAUGUAUUCCAAUAAAAUAAACUACCUGUUUGUAACCAUG
Molecule: messenger RNA, 8993 nt
Organism: Salvelinus fontinalis (brook trout)
Lineage: Eukaryota; Metazoa; Chordata; Actinopteri; Salmoniformes; Salmonidae
Product: leucine zipper protein 1-like
Exons: 4
Coding region: 560-3769 (1069 amino acids)
Source: RefSeq, a predicted model, not a curated record